GAAUAAAGUAAAUCAGAAACACAAAAACAGGCAGUCCACAGCACAUGAUCGUUGUCCUCGCAGCAUCCUCCGAGAGGCUUGGCAGCAUCAUGCUGCUACCUCUGGUCCUCUCCAUCUGGCUCCUCCUACCGUCAGCCACAUCUCAAGAUCUGCUGCAAUGUAACCGAUGUGCAAAUUUAACUCAGGCAACGUGUAAAAAAAAUGUAGUAACCUGCAGUGCCUCGGAUACCGCGUGCGUCUCCUACUAUGAGAAAGGCACAGUAGGUACAAAACAUACAACGUUGUUUUUGAUGAUGUGUGGAACAUGUGACAUGUUCCGUCCUACUUCUGUGCGCUUCCAUAGAGGAACAGUGAAGAGCAACUCAACAUGCUGCACCAAGUCCUCCUGCAUUCCACCCGAGCCUACCAUUGAACCAGACAGACUCGUCACAAAGAAUGGGAAGAUUGUAGGCAACGGGGUCAUCUGCAAAUCCUGCUACACCACCGCCAAGAGCUGCGACUGCAACGCUUUUGUGAAUUGUACCGGACAGGAGUCGCUUUGUAUACAUCGGAAUACUGUAGUGACAGGCGAACACAGCUAUUUAUUGGCCGUUCGAGGUUGUACUACUAACCAAACCUGUGAGGCUCCUAAACUGAAAGCCGAUAAAACGAAACCAUUCACAAUGAGCUCCGAUUCUUCAUGUUCCAGUAGCGAAGUUCUUCUUCACAGCCCAUUACUGUGGUUCCUGUCUGUCAUAUUCCUUUUAUUUUUCAGGCCCAUCACGCGCUGAUUAGUCCUCCUUACCCCUACAACGCUAUUUAUGGCCCACCACCAUCUCUGACAAUACGAGGAAAUACGCUCAGUGGUUUAAAGUAUACAGACUAUGCUGACAGAAGGAGGGAGCAGAGAGAUGACUUUGCCAGUCUGUUGCUGCUCCUUAACUCUCCAAUCACAGACUAGGACCUGACUGUUUUGCUUAAAGUGUAUCCAAAACCAAGACCAAGAACAAAAAUAAUAAAGUAUUAUAUAAUAUAUA
This is a messenger RNA of Rana temporaria (common frog), 1016 nucleotides long. RefSeq names its product phospholipase A2 inhibitor subunit gamma B-like. The transcript has 5 exons. The record is from RefSeq and is a predicted model, not a curated record. The coding region runs from base 45 to 770 and encodes 241 amino acids. Lineage: Eukaryota; Metazoa; Chordata; Amphibia; Anura; Ranidae.